AUGCAAAUCCAUUUUCUCACCCUGGGCCUAAUGCUGCCCCUCUUCACAGCAGUAGCCCAAGCAAAUGUGGAAAAAGCCAUCUUCCUCGCUCCCCCAGAAACAACAAUCCCCUCAGAGCAGCCGGACUUCGACGACCUCGGUCUAGAGCGGCUAUCACCUCAAAACCCCAUAGUGCGCACCCGACUCAAUGCAUCAUUCCCAACAACCGACGCCCCAGAUGGCGUGGACUCUUGGUUCUUCCUGGAGAACUUGAACCCAGGUCAGCGGUAUGAACAACCAACAUCCUUCACCCUAAAAACCCACCCCGUCCCCCAAACAAUCUCCAACAAAUCCCUACUGAGCUCCCUAAGCAUCUACACAAACGCAAGACUAGCAACCCUAGACACUGCACUACAAUCAAAUAGCAUCCCAAGACAUGCAAUCAGCCGUCCACGCGGAAGCAACAAGGGCGGAAGCGAUCCGCUAGAUCCGGCGCCGACAACAGACUCAGUUCUGUUCUUGCGGAUCCACGCCGCGGCUGAUUACUUCAGUACUGACGCUGCACUGAUGCGGGAUGUGCCGGCUGUGGCGGUGGAUGUGAUUUUGGAUCCGUUUUUGAUGAAUGUUUUCCCGCGGUCGCUUGUACCGACUGCGUUGUGGAUUGUUGCUGUUGCUUUGCUUGCUGCUGUUGUUUCGAGGUGGGUUUGUGGGGAGGUUGGGAGGGUUGUUGAGGAUGCGCGUGGGCAGAGUGCUCUUGAGGAUAUGAAGAGGAAAUAA
Molecule: messenger RNA, 756 nt
Organism: Penicillium arizonense
Lineage: Eukaryota; Fungi; Ascomycota; Eurotiomycetes; Eurotiales; Aspergillaceae
Exons: 2
Coding region: 1-756 (251 amino acids)
Biological process (GO): GPI anchor biosynthetic process
Cellular component (GO): mannosyltransferase complex; endoplasmic reticulum membrane
Molecular function (GO): mannosyltransferase activity
Source: RefSeq, a predicted model, not a curated record